CGUUGCGGCCUGCAGGCGGCGCAACCCACUUAUCGCUCUUAUCUACGAGGCUCCACACCAAAAAAAAGACCCCCGGCCAAGCCCGUUUGCGCCAUUUCAAUCCCCCUGAUUUGCAGCAAAUGUCACUCAUCAGCCACGCCAUCGAAGCCAUGGGCAGCCAGAGCGGCGCACCUGCGCCGGCCAGGCUGGCAUCCUCCAUCGGAAUGUGGUCCCUGGUCAAAGACUGGUGGGGCGUGCCGCUGGCGCUCCGGAAACCAACAGAAAAAGCCGUUGGCACGCCUCAAUACACAGCCGCCCGAAGGCAGAACAUGAAAAUCGAAUACGCCUUGUUUCGCGCGGUGCUCUCGCCCGAAAUCCACAUUUUUCCCGUCGAGGAAGACGCGGCUGAGCUGGUCUUGCCCGAGGGAUGUGAAACCGACGCGGCGGCACCCAAAAUCGGAGCCCGCUUCAUCGACACGCCGCUCCCCAGUGCCGCCGUGGCGGGCGCACGAUUCAUCCAUGAGUUCGAGGUGACCAACGCGUCGAACACGAGCGUUCCACGGCGGCACAUCGUGUUGGUGCAUGGAUACAUGGCAGCGAUGGGCUAUUUCCUCAAGAACGUCGAGGCCAUCGCCCGCUCAUACCCGAAUUUGGUGGUGCAUGUGAUUGACAUGCCUGGAUUCGGCAACUCCGCGCGGCCAGAGUUCCCCAGCGCACUUUUGAGGCUCCCUGGCGGUGCGUCAAGGGCUGACGAGAUUGCUCAGAUCAUCGGCGUGGAAAACUGGUUCAUAGACCAGUUGGAGGAGUGGCGGCGCGAAAAGAACCUUGUCCAUUUCGGCCUCGUGGGCCACUCCAUGGGCGCGUAUAUCUGUAGCUGCUACCUCUUGAAGUACAACAGGCCAGAUGCCAGGAUCGUGGACCGGUUCAUUCUUGUGAGCCCCAUGGGCACGGAGUCCAGCGACAUCAGCUUGAUCAACAACCGCAAGCUCCAAUUCAACCACCACGAUGUUGCAAGCGACCCUUUGCAGGAGAUUUUCGCCUCGCAGGAUUUCGAGCACGAAGACAACAAAGAGGACGACUGGUUCCAUCUCUGGGAGCGUCUAGGCAAGCCGAGGUUCCCGCGGAACGCCGUGCUCAAGGCACUCUGGAACAACAACAUCUCGCCUUUCCAGUUGCUUCAGACGUUCGGCCCGUUCUACUCGAAGCUCUUGUCGUUCUGGUCCUUCCAGCGCUUCCAGAACUUGUCUGCAAACUUUGUGGAGCCCGCUGCCGACGAGAAGCCUGGCGGAGCAAAGCCGCAAAACGCUGAUUUGAUCUUGAAGCUUCACGAAUACUCGUUCUCCAUCUUCAACCAGUACCAGGCGUCAGGCGAGCUCGCCAUCACCAAGCUCAUCAACCACGAGAUAGUGCCCCGCAUCCCGCUCUGCGAUCGCGGCUUCGUGGAGUAUUUGAACGAUGCCAAAAUAAAGACUCUUUGGAUGUACGGGGACAGGGACUGGAUGAACUCCAAGGGCGGCGAGUAUUGUGUGGAAAAGCUCCGGGGCUUGAGCGAUCCGGACGCUGAUCUUGUGGUGCUCAAAAACGCCGGCCACCACUUAUACCUCGACAACCCAGAAGAGUUUAACAACGCCGUGAUCGGUUUCUUUGAGCCCCGGCCCUGCUGACACUUGGGGACCGUGGUGUCAGCGUGCAG
This is a messenger RNA of Metschnikowia bicuspidata var. bicuspidata NRRL YB-4993, 1672 nucleotides long. RefSeq lists its product as uncharacterized. Gene Ontology annotation, molecular function: A2-type glycerophospholipase activity. Gene Ontology annotation, biological process: cardiolipin acyl-chain remodeling. Bases 120 to 1643 code for a protein of 507 amino acids. NCBI's taxonomy places the organism in Eukaryota, Fungi, Ascomycota, Pichiomycetes, Serinales, Metschnikowiaceae. The transcript has a single exon. Gene Ontology annotation, cellular component: mitochondrial inner membrane. The record is from RefSeq and is a predicted model, not a curated record.